Hibiscus syriacus is the source of this 1065-nucleotide messenger RNA. Its product is annotated as putative Myb family transcription factor At1g14600. Lineage: Eukaryota; Viridiplantae; Streptophyta; Magnoliopsida; Malvales; Malvaceae. Gene Ontology annotation, molecular function: DNA binding; DNA-binding transcription factor activity. Bases 117 to 986 code for a protein of 289 amino acids. The transcript has 6 exons. The record is from RefSeq and is a predicted model, not a curated record.
UUUAUUAAAAAAAAAAACAAAGUCUUGGUGAAAGGAGACACUUUGGGAUUUCAGGGUUUUGUUUAACGAGUGGUUUUAAAGAACGGAUUUUUGAGGUGAUUGGAGCAAGAAAAGAAAUGGGUAGUUUUGGGAGGAGUGGUGCAGUCAGGCAGUAUAUAAGAUCAAAGGUGCCUCGUUUGAGAUGGACACCUGAGCUUCACCAUUGUUUCGUUCAUGCCAUUGAAAGGCUUGGCGGCCAGCACAAAGCUACGCCGAAACUUGUUCUUCAACUGAUGGAUGUGAAAGGGCUCACCAUUUCACAUGUGAAAAGCCACCUUCAGAUGUAUCGGAGCACGAGAAGUGAUAUUGGCAGACAAGACAGGAGUUCAAACCAUCAAAGAAGACAGUCUUUAGAGAAUCAUGAUGGAUGUGUUGAUGAAGUAAAUGAUCAUAAGGGUUUUCACUCAGCUUCAAACCCCAUUGAAGAAGAAGAAUCAGAUUCUCAUUACGGUUCACUCCGUUCUUCAAAAAGAGCUAGAAUGGAGACCACCAUGAGUACAAUUUCUGACGAGACAAUGUCAAUUCCGCACAGCUUUGAUGAUCAUCUUCACACCAUGGGAAUAAAGGAGCAGCAGGGUCAAUCCUCAACCUUCUCUCAGCUGCCAUUUUCUUUCAGAUAUUCAGUAGAACAACCUAAUUACCAUAAGGUUGGCAAGGUUGAAGUAGAACACGAACACGAAGUGAAACAAGAAGAUAAACACAUCAAACGGAACGUAAAGAGAUCAUGCAUACAACACGAUGAGGAGGAGGAAGAAGAAGAAGGCGGAUGUGAAUUAUCGUUGUCGCUGUCGCUGCAACAUCAGCCAUCGUCACAGAGAAGUAAUACAUCUUGUACAAGUGAGAUGAGCAGCAGCAAGAGAUUGUCAUCAUCCUACUCUAAUUAUAAAGACUGUUCCAUACCACGUAGUCUUAACUUGGAUCUUUCCAUUGCUCUUUGUGGCAACUAAUCUUCAUUUCCCCCCUAAGCUAAAUAUAUGAAUAUUUGGUCCUCCCUUUUUUCUAAUGUUCAAAUCACGUUCUCAAGGU